UUCAAGAUGUCUUCGAGAUCCACAUGUUGGAGCGUCUGGAUAACGAGCUCGACGGGGAGCAUACUGAAACUCAUUUUGCUCGGAGGGGGGGGGUGUAUGAGGAGUAGGAUGAAGUGGUAUUUAUGAGAUGAGGUAUAGGGUGAAUGGGAUGGUGCUGUUGAAUUGAAUGUCGAAGACUAGAUCUAAUGUCGACAGAUACAGAUCGCCUCAAAGGAUGGAGCGAGAUGCUUCUACUUACGAAUGUCCAGACCAGAUCACCUCAAAAGAACAGGUCAGGACAAGCGAGGACGCGUCUGCUCAGUGCGAGUCUCCAACGAGAAGGGCUGAUCCGAUGGCCUCAAGACAGAACACAGACGACGUUAAACGUCAAAAGAACCAAACGAAAAGCCGAAACAAGACGCUCUGCUGGACCUAAUUCAAGUCUUCAAACCAGCAGACCAGAUCCUUCGACCUCAAGACACAGACACAAACACAGCCCGACGACGUCCCACGUCCAAAGGACGCACGCGUCAAGUCGGCCCCGCUGCGCUGUAUCUCACUCAACGUCUCGUCUCGUCUUCAGACUCGACCCUCCGACCUCAAGACACAAAUCUCGUCAAACGAGAGAAACAAGACGAUUUGACUUGAUCUGAUAACUAAAGACUCGAUCUGAUGCUCAAAAGCCACGAAAGUCACGAAAGCCAAAGAUAGUCGACGGAGUGAGAGAAAGAAGUCAGAAAGAACAACAACA
Molecule: messenger RNA, 730 nt
Organism: Aspergillus heteromorphus CBS 117.55
Lineage: Eukaryota; Fungi; Ascomycota; Eurotiomycetes; Eurotiales; Aspergillaceae
Exons: 2
Coding region: 186-632 (148 amino acids)
Source: RefSeq, a predicted model, not a curated record